Anolis carolinensis (green anole) is the source of this 5524-nucleotide messenger RNA. RefSeq lists its product as uncharacterized. Lineage: Eukaryota; Metazoa; Chordata; Lepidosauria; Squamata; Anolidae. Bases 3819 to 4934 code for a protein of 371 amino acids. The transcript is spliced from 2 exons. The record is from RefSeq and is a predicted model, not a curated record.
UGGGAGUUGAAGUCCAAAACACCUGCAGGGCAACCUGUAUACUAUGAUGAUUAUUAUUGCACGGACUCCAGUAUUGCAGUCCGUCAAUGAAAGACUGACAGCGACGGGCAGCCAAUGAGGGCGCCUCGGUGGGCGGGGCUUGACGUGCCCUGCCAAUGGGAGGACGUGGGCUUCUCGGGCAGUCUCCGCCGACCUCCCUCCGCCAUUUCUGUCUUUCUGAGGUAAAUAGUUGGCGGUCGAGGGAGCGCUCCCUCUGAUGCUGUGAAGACCUUGAGAGAGAGGAACAUAAGGAUUCCCUCUUUGGUGCGUUGAGAAACAAACCAGCAUCUCGUGGAUAUUGAGGAAUUUGGAAAUCAAACAUGCCGUAAGGAAAAGAGCCCUAUUAGAAAAAAGACAUCCUCUAAAAGUGCUGAUCUUGCUGAACUGUUCAGAAAGGGAAAAAGAAGACAAGUGUCCAUAUUGCCAUUAAACAUAUAUAUAUCAUUGUCAACAUGCAGGAGAAACCUUAUAUGAGGGUUGAAUGAAAAGUAAUGCUCCACCUUCGUAACUCCUCAACAGAUGGCAGUACUGGUAUGCGGCAGGUACCGGCUUGUUCAGUAGACUCUUCUCUACAGUUCCACUUGGCAAGAAGCCUUAGCAUUGAAUGGUUGUGUUGUUAAAGUGUGAAGUAUGGAACCCUGCGCAGACGGUCGGUCAAUGGGAUUUAAGCAACAUGCAGUCAUUGAAUUCUUGACAGCAGAAGGUGUCACCCCAGAGGAGAUUCGUGAGAGAAUGCAAGCUGUUUAUGGUACAUGCCUGGAGUUUGGGAAGAGCUUCACUGACAGUGUAGGUUUAUAUUUAAACCAAAGAACUCACACCGGGGAGAAAUCCUAUGAAUGCCUGAAGUGUGGAAAAAGCUUCACUAACAGUGGAAGUUUACGUUUACAUCAGCAAACUCACACUGGUGAGAAACCCUAUAAAUGCCUGGAGUGUGGAAAGAGCUUCACUCGGAAGGAUACUCUGCAGCAACAUGAAAGGAUUCACACUGGUGAGAAACCCUAUGAAUGCCUGGAGUGUGGAAAGAGUUUCACUCGAAGGGAUACUCUGCAGCAACAUGCAAGGAUUCACACUGGUGAGAAACCCUUUAAGUGCCUGGAGUGUGGAAAGAGCUUUGCUCGGAGGGAUAAUCUGCAGUAUCAUGAAAGGAUUCACACUGAUGAGAAACCCUAUAUAUGCGUGAAGUGUGGAACGAGCUUCACUGACAGUGGAAGUUUGCGUUCACACCAACGAACCCACACUGGUGAGAAACCCUAUAAAUGUCUGGAGUGUGGAAAGAGCUUCACUGAGAGUGGAACACUACGUAGACAUCAAAGGGCUCACACUGGUGAGAAACCCUAUAAAUGUCUGGAGUGUGGAAAGAGCUUCACCAAGAAUGGAACACUCCAUAAACAUCAAAGGACUCAUCACAUGGGAGAAACCCUAUAAAUGCCUGGAGUGUGGAAAGAACUUCACUGGGAGUGGAAAUGUCCAAAAACAUAAUAGAACCCACACUGCGGAGAAACACUAUGAAUGCCUAGGGUGUGGAAUGAGUUUCACUCAGAAACAUCAUUUGCAGCAAUAUGAAAGGAUUCACACUGGUAAAAAACCCUAUAAAUGCCUGGAGUGUGGAAAAAGUUUCACUGGCAGUGGAGGUUUACAUUUACAUCAGCGAACUCACACACACACCUAUAGCUGUUAUCCAGUGUUACUGCAGUUUAGAAGAAGAUAAAUGGGAAGAAUUAUUGCCCAUCCAGCAACUUACAUAACAGAGGGUUGUUGUAUGUUUUCCGGGCUGUAUGGCCAUGUUCCAGUAGUAUUCUCUUCUGACGUUUCGCCCACAUCUAGGGCAGGCAUCCUCAGAGGUUGUGAGGUAUGGAUAAACUAAGCAAGGAAGGUUUAUAUAUCUGGAAGUUCCUGGGUGGAGGGAAGAACUCUUGUCUGUUCGAGGCCAGUGUGAAUGUUGCAUUUAAUCACAUUUGUUAGCAUUAAAUGCCUUCCCAACCUCACAUCCUGGCCUGGGGGAAUCCUUUGUUCAGAGUCGUUAGCUGCCCCUGAUUGAUUCCUGUCUGGAAUUCUUCUGUUUUCAGAGUGCUGCUCCUUAUUUACUGUUCUGAGUUUUUUAAUACUAGUAGCCAGAUUUUGUUCAUUUUCAUGGUUUCCUCCUGUAAUGAAGUAUGAAUUUUGCUUUACAGAUGUUAUGUUUAAUUGUGUGUUUAUGUUUUAAAAGGGUAAAUACUACAGUUAUGGCAUCUUAGCAUUCUGAGGCAGGUUGCCAUAGUAACGAGGGCAGAGCCAACCCCUGUUUGGAGAAAAAGGAGGGAAUGUUUUAAAAAAGCAGUCAUCUGUGAUCUGAGUCACAGGGAAGACACUGAUUCCAGGUUAGGGAAACCAGGGAAGCUCAGAUCUCUAGUUGUGUCAUAUUAAGCAAGUUAAGUGACUUGUUUGGGUUUAUUCGUAGAGUCUGAGUGGUAAGGGGAAGCAAUCCCAGUUAGAUCUAAAGUGAUCAUUUGAUAGCUUUGGUUGUAAGAGAAGAAAAAGUUUUAGACUGCUCAAGGAAAGGAGAAAGUAUUUUGAAAUUGGAUUCAUCAUAGGUUAUAUUUGCAACGGUUGAAGAAAGUGUAACUCUGAGAAGCAACAUUGUAACCACUAAGCUCUGUGCCUGAAUAAACUUGUUAGUGUUCUCCAACAUCCAAGCCUCUGUCACAUAUAUUCUAAACUAAGUUACGCUACCAUCUAAAGUGAAGAAGAGGAAAAAAAAAAACCAAAAAGUAAAAGGUCUCCUCCCUGAGUCUUUGGUGGCUGCCACGUUACACCUCCUUUCUGUUGAAGUUGUCCACAUGCUUGUGGAUUUCAAUGGCUUCUCUGACAUGAUAAUUGUCUGACAUGAUAAUUGUUGGAGUGCUUGAGGAUUUCUGUAUUCUCAAAUAAUAUACUGUGUCCAGGUUGGUUCAUCAAGUCCUCUGCUAUGGCUGAUUUCUCUGGUUGAGUUGGUCUGCAGUGCCUUUCAUGUUAUUUGAUUUGUGUUUGGGCAGUGCUGUGUUUGGUGGUCCCUAUGUAGACUUCUUGUCCACAGCUGCAUAGUAUACGGUAGACUCCUGCAGAGGUGAGAGGAUCCCUCUUGUCCUUCGCUGAAUGUAGCAUUUGUUGGUUUACUUAGUUUCUCCAUACCUCACAACCCCUGAGGAUGCCUGCCAUAGAUGUGGGCGAAACGUCAGGAGAGAAUACCGUGUUUCCCCGAAAAUAAGACAGUGUCUUAUAUUAAUUUUUGCUCCCAAAGAUGUGCUAGGUCUUAUUUUCAGGGGAUGUCUUAUUUUUCCACGAAGAAGAAUUCACAUUUAUUGUUGAACAAAAAAAAUAACAUUUAUUAUAUACUGUACAGUAGUUGUUAUCACAAACCAGCACAACCAGACAAACUGUGAGUCCUAUCAAGAAUUUUUUGUUACUACCAUUAUUUCCAUGUUCAACACUAUGAUACGUACAUUUAUCAAUCCUGUUUGCUCUAGUGUUCUGUUUGGCAUGCAUGCUUCCAAACAAAAACUUUGCUGGGUCUUACUUUUGGGGGAGGCCUUAUAUUUAGCAAUUCAGCAAAACCUCUGCUAGGUCUUUUUUUUGGGGGGGGGGGGAGCCUUAUUUUAGGGGAAACAGGGUACUUCUGGAAAAUGGCCAUAUAGCCCGGAAAACAUACAAAAAUCCUGUGAUUCCGGCCAUGAAAGCCUUUGACAACACAUGACAUAACAGAAUUUCUUCAUUCAGUUUUCUGCUCUUAUUUGCUGUUAGUAGUAUUCUUCGCAACAUUGUAAAUGUUUCCUAUUAACAAUCCAGUUAUUAAUAAAGUUGAUUUUUUUUACAUCCUGGGUUGCUUUUUGGGGUGGCCUUUGUGUGUGUGUUUGGGGGGGGGGGGGGCGUGUUGCUUGUCUAAGCAGUAUUGGAAGGAAGGAAGGGAGCUACCCCCAAAAGUCAAGGCUUGGGAGACUCAAGCAGAAAGCUGGGUUUUCUUUCUCUCUGUCCCAGGAAAGAAGGAGGCUCUGCUGAUACAGAAAGGAAGGAGGGAAGUGGAAAGAAAUACGGAGGAGAUGGUUGAAGGGAGAAAUCCAGCUGAGAAGAUGGGACAUCUCUCUCUUCUGUGCCUCCAUCCCUGGGUUUCCUCGGCCUCUUUUCUUUUGUGGCUCUUGUGGAGCCUGAAGUUUGGCAGAAAACACUUGACUAAUAGGAAUAUCCCUCCCUCUUUCUUCCCCUUCUCUUCCCUUUUUACUUCUUCUUACUUAGCUGGCGAAGCGCCAAGCAGCCCCAGGAGCCAGAAGCCAAGGAGAAGGAGAAAGAGGCGGCGGCGGCGGCAAAGGUGGCCUCCUUUGCCCAGACUCCCCAGGGCCUCCCUCUCAGUGGAGCCAUCCUUGGCUCUGCUAACACAGAGCUCCUUUCUUUCUCCCCCUUGCCCCUCUCCCUUUUUCUUCUCCCCCCUUUUCCUCUCUGCAGAGGGACACGCUGGCGAAGCACAAAGCAGCCUCAGGAGCCAGAAGCCGAGGAGGAGGCGGAGGAGGAGAAUCUUGCCCCUUCGCGGAGAGGGAAAAAGGAGAGAGAAGGAAAGGGAGAGGGGGAAAGAGAGAGAAGAAGAAGAGCUCUGUGUUAGCAGGGCCAAGGCUGGCUCCACUGAGAGGGAGGCCCUGGGGAGCCCGGGCGAAGGAGGCCACCUUUGCUGCAGCCUCCAUGACUUCUGGCUCCUGCGGCCGCUUGGUGCUUCACCAGCUUGCCCCUUUGCCGGCCUCUUCACAGGCUCACCCCUUUGCGGGCUCACCCCUGCCUCUGUUGUGAACCAGCUGGAACCUCAGAGUGACUCUGAUGGGGAUUAUGGGAUUCAGGUUCAGAGUGUCCCUGUUGUAGAAGAUGAGGAACGGAGUUUUUCCCACAGCAGAGAAUGAUGUUGAUACUGAAACUAGCCAGGUGCAAAUUGACUCAGAAAAGGAGGACAGUUCUCAGCCUGAUAGUUCUCAGCCUGAUAGACAGGUUAUUCAAACUGAAAAAAUAUUGGCUACUGGUUUGUGAUAUACCGGGAUGUGAAAGGCCCCCCAUUGUGGCACAUAAAAGAACACAGAACUUGAAAGACAUGUUGGUACACUCAAAUAUUGACCAUGACAGUAUGAAAAUUAGACCUAAUUUGGUAGGAAAUUUUCCUUGCCACCAUUGUGCCAUAUGUCCCCAAUUUACUCAUACUAAGUUGUUUCAGAAUCCUCAUACUAAGAUAGUUCAUCAACUGCAACAUUUUGCUACAUGCACCACCAAAGGAGUCAUUUACCUUAUUACUUGUCCCUGUUCCUUGAUGUAUGUUGGCCAGACCAGUAGACAAAUUAAACUCCGUGUAACAGAGCACAAGAGUAAGAUUAGGAAUCGGGCCACUGAUUCAAGCCUGUAUAAACAUUUCAAUGACAUGAACCAUAGUCCUGAAUCAUUCAGGGUUCUAGUCCUAAAGGUAGUUACUUCUUCCUCAAACACAGAUUUAUGCACCAAACUA